Molecule: messenger RNA, 4170 nt
Organism: Pangasianodon hypophthalmus (striped catfish)
Lineage: Eukaryota; Metazoa; Chordata; Actinopteri; Siluriformes; Pangasiidae
Gene: rhpn2
Product: rhophilin, Rho GTPase binding protein 2
Exons: 15
Coding region: 249-2279 (676 amino acids)
Biological process (GO): signal transduction; negative regulation of stress fiber assembly
Molecular function (GO): protein binding
Source: RefSeq, a predicted model, not a curated record
GUGAGCGCGAGCGUCCACUUCCGUCACAGUGCGGGGCGGAGCGUUCUCACCUACCACACCCCUACUCACUCACUCACACACACACACACACACACACACACAGGACAGUCAGAGUUUGAAAGGAAGAAGAAAAAGACGAGUUCCGAAUCAACUGCCUGGUUAAAUGCGCAUCUGCUGAUCUCCUGGUGAACAACUUCUCACUUUCUGAAUUUUAAUCAAAGCCAGGUGCUGCGGUUGAAAUCUCAGAAAUGACGGACGCGAUAAUACCAAACGGAUGCAAGAGCAGCGGAGUGGCUGAGAAUGACUACUUCCGAAAGGGCUGUAACCCGCUGGCUCAGACCGGUCGCAGUAAGCUUCAAAACCAGAGAGCGACACUCAAUCAGCAGAUCAUCAAACAGAUGAGAAUGAGAGCGGGAGCUGAGAAUCUCCUCAAGGCUACAGCCAAUAAUAAAGUACGAGAUAUGGUACUGCUGGAGUUGAGUUACGUGAACUCCAACUUGCAGCUUCUUAUGGAGCAGCUGGAAGGUCUGAACAGUUCAGUAGAGGUUUACCAGAAUGUGCAUGGUUCAGCCAUAAUCCCUCUCAUUCCUUUGGGCCUGAAGGAAACAAAAGACGUGGACUUUUCUGUACCUUUCAAGGAUUUCAUCCUUGAGCAUUACAGUGAGGACGGUACACGCUUUCAGGAUGAAAUUGAUGAUCUGAUGGACCUCAGAAAGGCAUGCCGCACUCCAAGCCGUAACGAUGCAGGGGUCGAACUACUCGCCAGCUACUUCAGCCAGCUAUCCCUCCUGGAGAGUCGCUUCUUCUCCCCCAACCGCCCGAUGGGCAUUUUCUUCACAUGGUACGACUCUUUCACUGGCAUGCCAGUGUGCCAACAGAAUAUAACCCUGGAAAAGGCCAGCAUCCUGUUCAACAUGGCUGCCCUUUACACGCAGAUUGGCACACGCAGCGACAGACACACACAGUCCGGCCUAGAGGACGCCAUCACCGCCUUGCAAAAAUCAGCCGGUGUGCUCAAUCACCUGAAGGAAACGUUUACACACACUCCCAGCUAUGACAUGAGCCCAGCCAUGUUGAAUAUGCUGAUAAAGAUGAUGUUGGCUCAGGCUCAGGAGUGCGUUUUUGAAAAGAUCACUCUGCCUGGAAUCCGCAACGAGUACUUCAGCCUGCUCAGGAUGGCACAGGAAGCUGCCAAGGUGGAAGAAGUGUAUGAACAGGUGCACCAGUCCAUGAUCCAGUCCCCUGUUAAAGACAAUGUGCCCUUUUUCUGGUUCACAAUGGCGCAAGUGAAGGCCUAUCAUUAUCGCGCACUCGCCCAUUACUUCAUUUCCACCUCCCUACUGGACCAUGAGUUAACCCUCAAUGAUGAUGAGGAUAAACAGGAGAAGGCUCUCUCUCAGGUGUAUGACACAAUGCCUGAUGGACGCGCUCCCCUCGAGAUCCUGCGCAAGAAACAGGAGCGGCGCCGCAUAGGUAAAGCUCACCUGAAGCGUGCCAUAAUGAACCAAGAGGACGCUUUGCGUAACCAGAGCCUGUGCCCUCACCUCCGCAAGCUGGACAUCCUCAGUACCAUUCUUGAAGCCAGCCACAAGCGCUCACUUGCAAAAUUUGAGCAAAACAACACAGAAGAUGAGUUCACUGAUUACAUGGAGGCACCAGACAUCAUCUCUAAAACCGAGCAGAAAGCAGAAAUGGAAUUUCCCGCCACCACUAAGGUGAAAGUCAAAGACUUGUUCCACCGACUGGGCCCCUUGUCGGUAUUCUCAGCCAAACAGAGGUGGACAGCACCACGUACACUCAGGUUAAAGGCUGAGGACAGAGACAUAGGUUUCACACUGAAGGGGGAUGCACCUGUCCAGAUCCAAUCACUCGACCCCCUAUGUCAGGCAGCUGUGGAUGGCCUGAAAGAGGGCGAUUACUUGGUUGCCGUUGGCGAUACUGACUGUAAAUGGAUGGGCGUGAGUGAUGUCAUGAAGUUGUUAAAGGAUGUGGACGGGGAAGGCAUCGACAUUAAAGUCAUCAGCAUGAUGGACAGCAGCGUCCAGGCCAUGCCUACAAAAAGCGCCACAUUCUCGGGCGGCCUUCCAAAAACCUACUCCAUGAUCUGCCUGGCUGAGAAUGAUGACAAACACCCAAAAGCACGCAAAGUCAGCAAGAUGUCGUCAUUCCUCAGCUGGGGGCUGAAGAACAAGCACAAGAGUGCCAGCACACUUAGCCUCCCCACAGCUGACUUCAAACCCUCCAUCCCCAAGUCCUUCAACGACAGUGGCCUGUACUAAACACACACACGCGCACACACACACACACACACACAGAGGACACUGACCUCCUGAUUGUGGCACCGUGCUUUCAGGCACAGGUACAAAGUCGACCAGUCAGUGGUAAAGUAGUGAAGGGGAAAAAAACUUUUUGCACACAGUCCUUAGGACAGAUUGAGCAAAUGCUUGAUGUUUUUCUCUCCUGGCAAAAAGUUUGUAGUCAUGCAAGUCAUUGUGCCCUUAUAGUUACCAUGGUUAAAAUAUAAUUACCACACAUGGUUUUUGAACAUCGAUAAAUAUAUAAAUGUGUUGUGUAUCUGUUAUAUUGUGUCUGUGUGUGCUAUAUAUGGGAGGAAAUUUUUUAUUUUUUAUUUUUAUUUUUUUUGAAGCCUAAACUGUCCAACAGGGAACUGAUACUUAGUGACAUAAUCUUGCCGAUAGCUAUGAAGAAAACGGGAGGACUCUGUGCUUUUACCAAUCAAGAACAUUCAACUGCUGCUGCUGUAAAUAUUCUUAUUUCACUGUAUUUUUCUAUUGAAGAGUCAGUGAUUAUUGUUAGGUGAAGUUACUUAGGUUAAAUGUAUAAUAUUUGUGUAUGUAUAUAUAUAUUUUUUUCCUUUAAGCUAGUCUGUCCACAGUUCCACAGGAAUACACUAAGGAAUAGAGUAAAAGAUUCAUCAAAUACAUUAAAACUCUUUAAAAAUAUUUAAAGAUAAAAAUAUUACAGCAAGGUUAGUGUGAAAUAUAUUGGAGUGUUAUAGUUUGUGUAAUGUGAAUAUCCAGUGGGUGGUUCAUGUAUUGUGUUAAUCUACCAGUACAGUGGUUGUUUCUGUAUUAUAAAACGUGCUUUAUUAUCCUUUUUUGAUGUAAAUGUAGACAGGAAGAUGAGUUCUGCCAGGACUCUGGUGGUGCUUGAGUUCAAUAUAUUGCCAACCUCAAGCUUGAAGGAUUAAAGACGGACCUCAUUCAGUAUGGAAAGACUAUUCUUAUUUUUAUGUAGGCUAUUUGCUAACACCUUCUGAAGUGUUAGACGUAUUUCACUGUCUACAACGUAGAUACUUGUACACAUUUGAUAAUCAAAUAAAUAAAAUGCACAUAGAGAAAAAGAUCUAUAAAUAGAAGUAUGUAUUCCUUUUGACGUAUUUAGUGAUAUAGUCCCACUGUGGCUAGUUGCACAUAGGUGAUGCUGUAGGUGAGAAGUUGAAAUGUUUUUAUUUUUUUUAUAUAUAUGUAAAAUGGUCAUUUAAUGUUUGUGCAAUUAAGUAUUUGAUGUCUUUACACUAUUCUCUAUUCUUCAAACAACUUUUAAGUCUUUUUUUUUUUGGUAUUAUUAUUAUUAUUAUUAUUAUUAUUAUUAUUAUCUGUGUGUGUGUUGAUAGUGUCCCUUUAAAUUGUCUAAUUCCCCUUUAAGAAUCUUUAAAGUGACUUCUGAGUAUUGUUGUAUACAUGUCAUUGUCUCUGUGUACACCAGAGCUGCAAUAUCUAGACUUAUUUUUAACACAUGGAUUUUUGGGAUAUUAAUAAAAAUGAGAAUUAGUGUAAUGUUAGACGAUUUUAAGACCUCAUCAAAGGUAGUGGAGGUCACAUGCAGGUUGAUUGUUGCGCCUUGAUUAUGAUUAUAAUAGCACAAUAUUUUAAAAGGGCAUAUUUAUAUUUAUAUACUGUGGGUCAAUUAUUAAUGUAUUAGUCAAUGUAAAUGAGCCUUAAAGGGCAAACCUCCAUAAUGGUACUGUAUCCAUUGGGGUUUUGGCAUUUUGGAUUUUUUGCUCUUUGCUUUUCUGUUGCACUCUACUGUUUAUUCUGAGUGGAAUUGAGGCUCAUUUGGUGAUUUUUUUAAACAUUUUUUCCCCCCUCUUCUUCCUGUCAUUUUGUUGUAUACAAGCCUUGAAUAAAAAUAAAAUAAUGGGUGAUA